Messenger RNA from Polistes dominula (European paper wasp), 1288 nucleotides. Its product is annotated as tRNA N(3)-cytidine methyltransferase METTL6. NCBI's taxonomy places the organism in Eukaryota, Metazoa, Arthropoda, Insecta, Hymenoptera, Vespidae. The record is from RefSeq and is a predicted model, not a curated record.
UUUGUAUUCUUGAAUCAAUAUCAAUGAUAUUUUUACCGUUACGACAAAAAUUCAAUAGAAAAUUGAAAGAAAUAUAUCUUAUUUUUUCGUUGUUCUAUAAAUUUCAUCAUUGGUUUGAUAAAUUUAGUGAAAAUGACUGAAUUACAAUCUGAAUCGGAAAUUUUAUUAGGCCACGUGGCCAAACGUCUCACGAAAGAAGAAAUCGAACGAAUAAAAGCACAGAAUUCACGAUUAGUUUCCGAGUUUCGUGCUAAUCAAUUAGAAAAAGAUGCUAAAAAACAUUGGGAUCUAUUUUACAAAAGAAAUAACACGAAAUUUUUCAAAGAUCGUCAUUGGACGACCCGAGAAUUCGACGAAUUGUUGGGCUUGGGUUCGGAUGAGAAUAAAAAUGUCCUUUUCGAGAUAGGUUGUGGGGUUGGUAAUUUGAUUUAUCCUUUAUUAGAAGAUGGACUGAAAUUUAGAAAAAUAUUCGCAUGUGAUUUAUCAUCAAAAGCUGUUGAACUAACAAAGAAUCACGUGUUGUAUGAUAUUGAAAAAAUUAAAGUAUUUCAAACAGAUAUUACAACAGAUGAUUGUUUUGCCGAAGUUGAUUGUUCAGUUAACUUAGCUACAUUGAUUUUUGUACUCUGUGCUGUACAUCCACAAAAGUUUAAAAUGGUUGCACAGAAUAUUUAUAAUGUACUUGAGAUCGGUGGAGUUUUACUUUUUAGAGAUUAUGGUUUAUACGAUAUGGCACAACUGCGUUUCAAACCUGGUCAUAAAAUUGCUGACAAUUUUUAUAUGCGUCAAGAUGGAACUAGAUCCUAUUAUUUUUCUAUCGAAGAAGUGACCGAACUCUUUCAAUCUGCUGGUUUCCAAGUAUCAACGUGUGAAUAUAUUCAAAGACGCACUGUAAAUUUUAAAGAUAAUAUUGAUGUACCAAGAAUUUUUGUACAAGCUAAAUUGAAAAAAGUUUAAAUAGCUGAGACUCCAAGGAUCUAUCAAUGAUAUACUUUACUUAAAAUUUACUUUAAUCCUUUCACAUUAUGAACAUGGGAUACAUAUGGCAUGUAACAUGAAUUUUUAUAUCAGAGAUCCAUUUCGUGAUAGCACUCUGGUUAAACGGAUAGCUCUAGUGAAAGGUUUAAAUAUUUUUUAUGGUCACUCAAUGGAACAAUAAUUUAAUUUGGAUUUCGUGAGUAUUUUGAUUUUUUAAAUCAAUUAAAAUAAUUUUGAAUUUUUUUUCAUGGUUAUGAUGAUCUCAUAGUUCAACUGAUUUUAAUUGAAGACCAAAAUUGUUGUUUUUCGC